AUGAUUAAACUCUUCAUUUUCUUCUCAAUUCUUCCAUUAAUCUCUUCAAAUCAUCAUUUACGUUCAUUACCAUCCAUUGAAAUCGAUCCAACAAAUUAUGCCAAUUCCGAUCUCAUUAUUCACAAAUUUGCCUCCUUCAAAUCUUUUCGUUGUCUACUACAAACCGAAUCGAAAUAUUUCUAUCUCGACUCGUCAUGUCAGUUACUCACUCGAACAUCUCUCACUACAAUAUGUCCAUUAAAUUAUACCUUGAAACUCGAAGUUGUCUC
Messenger RNA from Adineta ricciae, 269 nucleotides. The record is from the annotation of a GenBank genome assembly. NCBI's taxonomy places the organism in Eukaryota, Metazoa, Rotifera, Eurotatoria, Adinetida, Adinetidae.